Molecule: messenger RNA, 4465 nt
Organism: Pogonomyrmex barbatus (red harvester ant)
Lineage: Eukaryota; Metazoa; Arthropoda; Insecta; Hymenoptera; Formicidae
Gene: ed
Product: hemicentin protein echinoid
Biological process (GO): cell-cell adhesion
Cellular component (GO): cell-cell junction; plasma membrane
Molecular function (GO): cell adhesion molecule binding
Source: RefSeq, a predicted model, not a curated record
GUGGCGGCUCGAGUGAUUCGUAGAGGGGGGGGGGACGAAAAUCUCGAGGUGGGGAUAGCAAAAGGCGCGAUGAGACUACAGGCUCAGUUGCCGUGCGACUGUCGAGGGACGCACUGGUGGUGUCGACGGACGCGUGACGUUUCUCAGUUUCUAGCCUCGCGCCAGUCCGAUCUACGGAGUUUUCCCUCGUCGAAGAGAAAACGAAACUCGGCCGAUCUCGUUUCAUAACUGUCGGACGGCGAGUCCGCGGCGCGAAAGGGAAAAAUAAAGGAGGGAAAAAAAUAGUUUCGCGUUUCGACGGAGAAACGAGGAUCCAUCUCGGGCGAGGGACGAAGAGGAAGAGGAGGUGAAGGAAAAGGAGGAGGAGGAGGAGGAGAAAUCCCGAUUUAAAUCUCCGACCGCAGGAAGCCAUUAAUACCGUCAGGUGCACGCGGUCCACGCAAACACGUAUACGGCGUAUCGCAUAAACGACACACACACACGGACACACAUCCACCGCCCCGUGCGGGAAUGGAGUCUCACCCCCGUGCGCGCAGUUGAGCGAUGAUCGCGCGUGAAUCGGCCGCGAGGAGCAGCGCGUCGCCGUGUCUUUCGCCUGAUGCAUCGUCGGGCCGCAGCGUUAACGCUGGCGUAAGGCCGCCGGUCGUGUCACCCGCGUGUACCCGCUCGCGGACGACAGACAGUUCCGGACGGUAGCGACCGACGACCCGACGAGCGGAAAGGAAAAGCGGAGGACUCGACGUGUGUGAAGAAAUGGUGCGGCGUGCGCGCUCGUGUUCGCUCCCGCCGUCGCCGUCGCCGUCGCCGUCGCCGUCGCCGUCGCCGGUGCGACAUUCUCGCAGUGUACGACGUCAUUCGUAUGUGUGUGCGUGUGGUGUCAUUGGCCUGUGAGGAGGAGGAAAUGGUGCAGUAAGUCGCGUGAUAAAGGAAAACAAAAAAAAAAUAAUAUAUAUAUAUAUAUAUAUCUACAUUCGUGAUACAUUAUUGACAAGGUGUGUUAGGUCAUCGUUACCAUUGGGAUUUGAUCUUAUUGUGCUGUUCAAAGUACGACGGGGAAUCUCGACGAACGUGCGAACGAACGACGACCGAGAGUCCGGGAUAAGUGCGCGCGAGGAAGAAAAACACAAGUGUGAAAUUACUAAACUACCUCCCCCCUCCCCCCGCGUGUGAAGUUACUCGGUAAACUCCGCCUCCUCUUCAGGUAGCCAUGGAUAGAAAGCCGAGGAUCAGCCACCGCACGCGGAUCGCGAUAAUGAACCUAUUGCUGCUCUGCACCGCACCUGUCAGAGCGCGCGUCGACGAGACGCAGAUGGACACGCAUGAGGGCUCGACGGUGCAGUUGCAGUGCCGAUUCCCGCCGCCACGGGAAAACGUCACUUGCUUCUGGCUGACCCAUACGAAUAACAAUCUCGACAACGCGGCAAUCGAGAACCGCUCGCUGUCGCCGAAUUACAAGGUAUACAUGAACCUGCAGGAGGGCCGUUACGAUCUGCAAAUUAGAAAUGUGUCCUACGAGCGCGACAAUGGCAAGUACGAGUGCAGGGUGAAGGUCAGCAGCACCGGCACUGAUCUUCACAGGAAAUACAUCACUCUGACGGUGCUGAGAGCGCCGGGUCCGCCGACGAUAACACCGACCUCCACACCAGCCACGGAGGGCCAAAGACUCGAGUUACAGUGUAAUACCUAUGGCGGCAGUCCCGAACCGGAAGUAAGAUGGUACCGCGGCAACAGUACCACGCUUCUGCAUACCGGCAGGACCUUGGUAGUGGAGCCUACGCGGGAGGACGACCGAGCGAUCUUUCGGUGUGUUGUGAGAAACCGAGCGAUGCGCCAGGGCGAGACUUUGGACGCCUCGGUGACACUCGAUGUCAACUACUUCCCGCGCGUGUCCGUCGGCCCGGAGAACCCGCUCAAGGUCGAGGUGAACGGCACCGCGACCCUCAAAUGCCACGUGGACUCGAAGCCGAGGGUCGGCAUGGUACGCUGGUGGCGAGACGGUAGCUUCAUCGCCACCAACUUCGAGCACGUGAUACCCAAGGUGACGCUGCAGGACGUCGGCAGGUAUACCUGUCAGGCGGACAACGGUCUCGGCAAGCAUGCCGAGGCCUCUCUGGCCUUAGACGUCCUCUAUCCGCCUACGGUAUCAAUUGAGGGAGACGUCGUUAGGGUGGCCGAUGUGGAGGACAGCGUGACCGUCCACUGCAACGUGUCCGCCAACCCGAUGCCGUCCGUGAUCGAGUGGCUGCGGGACGGCCGACCGGAGUUCAGGCAGCCAGGCUCGAUCCUGCGACUGACCCGUGUCACCGCGGAGCACGCCGGUAACUACACGUGUCGCGCGGUGAACACAAUUUAUCCCACCGGCGGUGAACGCAGGAACCAUUCGGCCUUCGCCAGCGUGACGAUCCGUGUACGGCACAAACCCGGCCCGGCCAGAGUGACCCCGGAUUCGCCGGUCGCCGUCGAGGGUUCACGGGUGAUACUCACGUGUAUGGCCAGUCCGGCCGGCUAUCCCGAGCCGCAAUACAAAUGGUGGAAAGAAGGCGAGGGUGGCACGAUUUUAAUGCCCGCACCGUCCGGCCCGAAAUACGAAAUCGAUUCGGUGCACCUCGGCAGCGAAGGCACCUACAAAUGCCACGCGAUCAACGAAAUCGGCAUCGGUGAAGCCGCGUCGGUAAAUCUUACCGUUCACCAGCCGCCAAAGAUACUUACCAAACUGCAGCCGCAUGUUACGAGGAAAGUCGGGGAGUCAUCAUUCCAAGUACACUGCGUAGCGCAGGGCAAACCGCAGCCUAGCGUGCGCUGGUUGAAGGACGAUCAAGAAUUAACGGGCGACGAGAGGCUCUACAAAGUAAUUACGACGACGUCGGAGGGCCACGGUAGCGUAAUAACCGUAAAUUCCUCGCUGAGCUUUUUGGGUCACGCUCGUCCGCAGACCGACGAAAUCGUGGCGGGCGAUCGCGGUAAAUACACCUGCGUCUUCAUGAACGAGGUGAAGAAAGUCGAGUCCACGAUGAUGCUCAAAGUAGAGCACGAACCCAUAAUCCUUCAUCAGCACGGCAAGGUGGCUUAUAAUCUUAUGGAGACCGCCGAGGUGGCCUGCAAGGUUCAGGCAUGGCCAAAGCCCGAAUUCCAAUGGAGUUUCGGUACCAACGCCGCGACUCUUCAAGGCUCCUCCAGCGACGGUCACUACGAAAUAACGACAACGAGCGAUAACUACGAUGCCUAUACAUCCGUCCUGAGAAUGACCAACAUCCGCGAGUCCGAUUAUGGCGAUUAUACCUGUCGCGCCGCUAAUGCUCAAGGUAGCGUCAUGUCCACCAUCAGGUUACAGCCGAAGGGAGCACCGGAGAAACCGACUAACAUCACCGCCAUGGAGAUUGGACCCACAUACGUCACUCUUUUGUGGCAGCUCGGUUUCGACGGUGGCCUAUCCAACAAAUAUUUUGUUUCAUACAGAAGAGUAGCCGGCGGUGACGAAAUAGUCGCGCCGGACUGUGCACCUCCUCGAGGACCAGCCGGUCAAUGGCUCGAACUCGACUGUCGGCGAUCGAACCCUUGUAACGUGACCAAUCUGGAACAGCAUCAAACCUAUACCUUCAAGGUGAAGGUUUACAAUACCAAGAAUCAUUCUGAUUAUUCUGACGAAGUAUCCGCUACCACGGCGGUGGCCAAGAUACCCACACCACUCAGAGUUAGCUUCGAUCCGGAAAGUAGCACGCUCGCUAUUAACGUGGGUGCCACGUGCUUGGCGUUGGUGGCGUUUAUCGAGAAGUUCGACGGAGGCUCGGAUAGUUCAUGGCGAAUAGUCGAUGAGUGGCCCCUCGAAGUUCUCGGAAGUGCGCCUACUCAAAGAGAAGGAAUAUUGGACGAUCCCGAAGCGGCCGAGUCGGAACCCCGACUAAGAGUUAGGCUGUGCCUCAAAGCCGACCGACAAAAAUGCGGCGAGUACGCGGAAGCUGAAAUCGGACCGUCUUACAUCGCACAAGCCGGCGCUCUUGGAACGCCAACUUUAAUCGCUCUGAUAGUAAGCGGCGCAGUUUUUCUACUCUUCGCGGCCUUGCUGCUAUUGUUUUGCCGAUGCCGACGGAAACACGCAACGAAGGCAAAAGAUUAUGAAAUGGACUCGAACGCCGUGCGGCCAAGCCUCGUGGCAGGUAACGGCCAACAAACUCAACCACCGCCACCGUAUUAUGCUGAGAAUAAAGCACUGGAGCAUAGUUUGGAUCAUGCCUUGGCAUUGGAAGACUCAAAAACGCCCGCUUAUUCGCAAUCCGGAUAUGGUUAUCAUCAACCUAAUCACAAUAUUAACGAUUCGCCUUACGACGUGUCGGGUCUGCCAUAUCAGGAGAAUUAUGACGAGGACACGAAACCGCCGCAACAGGUCAGUCUCUCGUACGAUGAGAGCCUCGAAUCCGGCUACUCCACGCCGAACAGGCGUAGAAUCAUCCGGGAGAUAAUCGUUUGA